UAACCAACCGCUCAAACGCGGAAAUGUUAAGACAACAAAAUCAGAGACAUAAAAACAUACAUGAUGGCCAGCGGUUAGAUUUCAGAAAUUACUUUAGAAUCUGUCUGAAAUGGUUUACUUUGUGUUGAUGUCUUUUAUUACAAGAGUACACACAGAAUAGUACUUGUAUAUUUAAUGUAGCCAUGUUUUGGGUGUUUUUAAUAUACUUCUCGUGAGGCAGGAUGUUUAAAAACAUGUUUAAAUCAGGCUGUUUAGUGCGAACUGCGCAUGUCAUUCUGACCUGGCUCACAACGUUAGUGCUUUUUCUGCAUAACACCGAUCUUCGGAAAUGUCAGGAGCGAGGAGACCUACUACAUCCUGUGAUGUUCAGCGCUUUAGUUCUGCUCUCAGUACUGCUGUACUUCACUGUGUCUCUGAUGGAUCCUGGGUUUGUUCUGUCUGACACUGACACAAAGGGAACAUCAGUGGAUAGCGAUGAAGAACUGGAGGAGAUGAUUCCUCAAGAGCAAAGUUCCUUAAAGCAGCGGCGCUGCGGAUACUGCUUUUUACUGCAACCAAUGAGGGCCAGGCACUGUAGAACGUGUAAGCGCUGUGUGAGGCGUUUUGACCAUCACUGCCCCUGGAUCGACAACUGCGUUGGUGAGCGAAAUCACAGGUGGUUCCUGCUGUAUCUGUGUGUGCAGUUUGCUGCUGUAUCUUGGGGUCUACAGACUGCAUGGUCUGGCGUGGUCUUUGCACCCACCUGGCAGCAGUGGUUCACUCAGAAUGGAUUCCUGCUCGGGGCGAUCGGCAUCACGGGGGUGUUUUCAGUGGUGGUGUUCAUCCUACUCUGCAUUCACCUGUACCUGGCCUCCGUUAACACCACCACAUGGGAGUUCAUGUCCCGCCACCGGAUCCUGUACCUCAAACACUGUGACUCGGAGGAGAACCCGUUCGACAGAGGAGUGAUCUGCAACCUGUGGGACUUCUUCUGCGUCUGUGGGACGGUAGCAUGGGAGAGGAUCUACAUCAGACACACUCACGUGACUGUAUGACUGAUGUUUAUGAGGGAAACGUGUUUUAUUGAGCUCUUCAGAGGGUCUCAACAUUGAUUGUGUUUUACUAAUACUAAUGUGAUGUGGGUAUUGUGAUAUACUUGAUGUAGUAAACCUGCAGGGAACAUGUACAGUAUCUACUUGAUCAAUUAACUAGCCUUUUAAUCAUUAUGUGCCUCAGUUACUGGUUGUUCUUUCACAUUAGCAACGUGCUAAAACAUGCUAAAACACUAGCAAAGUGCUAGCAACAUGUUAAUUCAUGCUAGCAACAUGCUAAAUCAUGUUAGCAAUGUGUUAAAACAUGUUAGCAGGAUGUUAAAUCAUGUUAGCAACAAGCUAAUUCAUGUUAGCAUUGUGUUAAAACAUUAACAACAUGUUAAAUCAUGUUAGCAAUGUGUUAAAAACGUUAGCAACGUUCUCUUUCAUGCUUGCAACAUUUUAGCAACAUGUUAAAACAUUAGCAAUGUGUUAAAACAUGUUAAUAUGUUAAUUCAUGUUAACAAUGUGUUAAAUCAUGCUAGCAGCAUGCUAAUUCAUGUUAGCAGCGUGUUAAAACUUGUUAACGACAUGCUAAAUCAUGUUAGCGAUGUGUUAAAACAUGCUGGCAACAUGUUAAAACAUGUUAACAUGUUAAUUUAUGUUAACAACAUGUGCUAGCAACAUGGGAAAUCAUGUUAGCAACAUGCUAAUUCAUGUUAGCAAUGUGUUAAAACACGUUAGCAGCAUGUUAAAUCAUCCUAACAACAUGUUAACAUGUUAAGUCAUGUUAGCAGUGUGUUAAAACAUGUUAACAACACUCGUUCAUGCUUGCAACAUGUUAAAACAUAUUAGCAAUGUGUUCAAACAUGCUAGCAAAGUGUUAAAGCAUGUUAACAACAUGUUAAUUCAUGUUAGCAAUUUGGUAAGACAUGUUAAUUCAUGCUAGCAACAUGUCAAAAUGUUUGUAACAUGCUAGUUCACACAAGCAAUGUACUAAAACAUGUUAGCAAAAUGCUAAAUAAUGUUAGACACAUGCUAAGAGAUGCUAACAACAUGAUAAAACAUGUUAGGAAGCUUAUAAAACUUUCAAACUUUUAGACAAGGCUUUGUCAAGCAAACAUAAAAGUUUGUCCCGACAAACUUUACUUUCUAGUUUUUUUGUAUUUAUUAAGUUAAAGUGAGUUUUCAAAACCUUUUUUUUACUCAUUUGUUGCGUGAUGUACAUCUGUGACAUGAUUCUGUUCAUGUAACAAGGGACGGUUUGUAUAGUUCUCAAGAGUUUUUAAUUACUUUGUGAGGUUAAUUUUAUAUGUGACUAAAUAAACUUUUGCACACAAUGUUAA
Ctenopharyngodon idella (grass carp) is the source of this 2356-nucleotide messenger RNA. RefSeq names its product zinc finger DHHC-type palmitoyltransferase 12a (gene zdhhc12a). Gene Ontology annotation, cellular component: Golgi apparatus; endoplasmic reticulum. The record is from RefSeq and is a predicted model, not a curated record. Gene Ontology annotation, biological process: protein targeting to membrane; peptidyl-L-cysteine S-palmitoylation. The transcript has 5 exons. The coding region runs from base 222 to 1034 and encodes 270 amino acids. Gene Ontology annotation, molecular function: protein-cysteine S-palmitoyltransferase activity. Lineage: Eukaryota; Metazoa; Chordata; Actinopteri; Cypriniformes; Xenocyprididae.